ACGUCAUGCAGGCCUCGUGCCUGUUCGUCGCGACCGAGGGGAUGGUUCUGCUGGACGCCUCGCUCCUGACGCUGAUGCUCAACAUCGCUGCCGAGCUGGAGGUUCUCAACGACAACCUCGUCUCCAUAAAAGGCACCGAACGGCCGAAGGACGAAAAAUGCUGUCAUACAAAUGAUCGCUAUCCGUACUCGAAUGACAAGCGUCUCAACAGUAAUUCCAGUUCCGCGGACGACACGUACCUUCAGUUAGUGGAUAACAUAAAACACCACCAGCAUAUCAUAAGCCGAACGAUGGAACUGGAGUCCCUGAUGAGCGGACCCACGCUUAUACUCCUGUUCUACAACCUCGUCUGCAUCUCUCUCAGCAUCGUGUCUGUCGCCGUGCUUUUGCAGAUUGGCGGCUACAAACCGAUGAUUCUCAAGAUUAUGUUCGUCAUAGCGGUCUUUGUUUCCCAGUUGGGUUUUUUCUGUAUACUUGGCAACAACGUCAUUGAACAGAGCGAGCAGUUGAUGAUGUCCGCGUACAGCAGCUACUGGCCGGACGCUAAUCCUCGCUUCAAGAAGACGCUGCUCAUCUUCAUGACGCGGGCACUGCAACCCCUCCAGUUAAGGGUCGCAAAACUGUACCCGCUCUCAAAGGAAACAUACCUUCAGAUACUGAAUGCGUCCUACUCUCUUUUCAACUUGGUGUUCCAAACGAACGGAAGAAAUUAAUAAGAUGACUCAUCGACGUAAUUUACCAGCAUACAUUUUCAGAUAUUUGAAGGUUGAGAUUUAAUGCCAUAAGGAUAUAAGAGAAAACCAUUAUCAGCAAAACAGUUAC
This is a messenger RNA of Schistocerca piceifrons (Central American locust), 822 nucleotides long. RefSeq names its product odorant receptor Or2-like. The transcript is spliced from 5 exons. Gene Ontology annotation, biological process: sensory perception of smell; detection of chemical stimulus involved in sensory perception of smell. The record is from RefSeq and is a predicted model, not a curated record. NCBI's taxonomy places the organism in Eukaryota, Metazoa, Arthropoda, Insecta, Orthoptera, Acrididae. Gene Ontology annotation, molecular function: odorant binding; olfactory receptor activity. Gene Ontology annotation, cellular component: plasma membrane. The coding region runs from base 6 to 713 and encodes 235 amino acids.